CCGGUGAGGAAAAAAAAUCUGAGCUUUCUAAUUCUUCCGACCAUGUCUGGUUCCCUGAAGAAGUGCCGACGAAGCUACCGCCGCCUAAACUUGGCUUCGCGGUCUGAUCCUUUACAAGAAGAGCAGAACACCGCCGAUCCAAAGAAGGCCGCCGGCGCUGCUGCCCAUAGCUCUAAAGGCCAUCCGGUGUUAAAUUUCUUCGGUGCAUCAAAUAAAGAGAAGGCGGCGGCCAAGCCGGAGAUGAUGAGGUAUCUGGAGUACAUGAAGGAGGCCGGGACAUGGGAGCCUUCUUCUGAUAGCCCUGUCAUAUAUUUCAAAUAGUCUGCUAAUUUCGCAUAAUUAAACUGUACAAGUUUGCUAUCUUUUUUUUUUUUUUUUGUUAA
Messenger RNA from Dendrobium catenatum, 383 nucleotides. RefSeq lists its product as uncharacterized. The record is from RefSeq and is a predicted model, not a curated record. The transcript has a single exon. NCBI's taxonomy places the organism in Eukaryota, Viridiplantae, Streptophyta, Magnoliopsida, Asparagales, Orchidaceae. Bases 43 to 321 code for a protein of 92 amino acids.